Hylaeus anthracinus is the source of this 399-nucleotide messenger RNA. RefSeq lists its product as uncharacterized. NCBI's taxonomy places the organism in Eukaryota, Metazoa, Arthropoda, Insecta, Hymenoptera, Colletidae. The record is from RefSeq and is a predicted model, not a curated record. The coding region runs from base 1 to 399 and encodes 132 amino acids. The transcript has a single exon.
AUGCCGAUCGUCGAGGACGAGGAACGUUUCUCGGUGGUGACGACGCGUCGUCGGUCUCUUUUCGUCGGGGCGACUGCGAGGACGAAUGUGAAAGAGCAACAACGCGGGAAGAAGAGAACGCGCGAAAUAGCGAAGAGCAGUAGGAGUCGCGGGGGAGGCGAAUGGUAUCGGGGGAGUAGAUACGCUGGAAAGUACCGAUGGAGAACCAGCAACGGCGGUGGUGGUGGCGAUGGUGACGGUGGUGGUGGUAGCAGUAGCAAUGGUGGUGGCGGCGACGACGACGGCGGCGACGAAGGUGACGGCAAGCGGUGGUGGUGGUUCGACGGACGGUGGCGGAGGUGGAGAAAAGGUGGUAGUAGUGGUAGAGGCAAGGGUGGCGAAUGCAACUGGUGCUCGUGA